Thelazia callipaeda (thelaziosis nematode) is the source of this 351-nucleotide messenger RNA. Lineage: Eukaryota; Metazoa; Nematoda; Chromadorea; Rhabditida; Thelaziidae. The record is from the annotation of a GenBank genome assembly.
AUGAAAACAGGGUUUUUACGAAUCGGAAGAUAUACUUUAUCAAACCGCGAUGGUUAUUUCCAGGUCAUUGGUAAGCGAUAUGCAAAUACAGACCAACUAUUCUUGAAUAUUACUCAUCACUGUGUUCCAGUUACAAAACGGAAAAAGUAUCGCUAUUGCUUUACUACUACAAAGCAUAAAAUUCAUGGGGACACAAAGAACGUUCGCUAUGAAAUAGAAGAAAUUGCUUUAGAACAUCAAAUCUAUCAGGAAUCUGUACAUUGCCGUGAUUGGCCAUAUGAAUAUCCACAGUUUGUCAAAGAUUAUAUAAAAAGGGAAUCUGAAAUGAAAACAGAUUCAGAUGAAUUAUAA